Molecule: messenger RNA, 1832 nt
Organism: Jatropha curcas
Lineage: Eukaryota; Viridiplantae; Streptophyta; Magnoliopsida; Malpighiales; Euphorbiaceae
Gene: LARP6C
Product: RNA-binding protein
Biological process (GO): RNA processing
Cellular component (GO): nucleus; ribonucleoprotein complex
Molecular function (GO): RNA binding
Source: RefSeq, a predicted model, not a curated record
ACAAAACACAGAUAGAGAGAGAAGAGGCAGAGGGAGAGGGAGAGAUAGAGAUAGAGAGAAAUCAAAACAACAAAUAAAAACUUUUCUUUAAAAAUUAUGGCUCAAGCACAGCCUGUGAGAAAGAUUGAACAAGAACAAGAUGAAGCGGAACAAGAAACCAUAAUUGCUCCUCCUCAUCUUCAUCAACAAAUUGAAAUCAAAGAAACAUCAAAACCUAAAUCAACACCAACAAGUGAUAGUAUUAGUAGUAGUAGCAGUGCUAGUAAUAGUGCGCCCUUCAAAUUCAAUGCGCAAGCACCUGAAUUUGUCCCUAGAUCGCAUUCUCCAAGCCCCGCUGCCUCUCCCGCCGCCGCUGCCGCUGCCGCCCAGACCCAGAUGCCUAUUUCUGGUUAUUUUUAUCCUUGUUUCCAUUAUCUUGGUGCCACUACUGGGUCUGAUUGGUUCUUUCUCGGGGAACAAGACCCACAUGCCUAUUUGAUCUCUAAUCCAAAUCUUGCUUUGCCCAAUUCCUCUAACAAGACUACUCUUCUUACUGAUGAUCUUCGCCAAAAGAUCCUCAAACAGGUGGAGUAUCAGUUCAGUGACAUGAGUCUUCUUGCAAAUGAAUCCAUGUCAAAACACAUAAGUAAAGAUCCUGAAGGUUAUGUACCAAUAUCGGUGAUUGCUUCCACAAAGAAAAUGAAGUCUCUUGUUAACAACAACCAUUUGCUCGCCCAAGCACUUCAGUCCUCAUUAAAACUUGUUGUAAGUGAAGAUGGCAAGAAAGUUAAACGUAAAAUCCCUUUUACUGAGAAAGACAGAGAAGACUUGCAGUCUCGUACUGUUGUGGUUGAGAAUUUGCCUGAAGAUCACUCCCAUCAAAACCUAGAGAAAAUAUUUAGUGUUGUUGGAAGUGUAAGAACCAUCAGAAUAUGUCAUCCCCAAGAAUCCAAUUCUUCACGCACUAAGAGCGAUUUCUUCAUGAGCAACAAGCUGCAUGCACUGGUGGAGUUUGAGAGUCCAGAAACAGCAGAGAAAGCGGUUGAAAAGUUGAAUGAUGAGAGGAAUUGGAGAAAAGGGCUUCGAGUCAGGGUUUUUAAAUGUGAACUUGUCCAGCCAAAAUCUGUUCUCAAGAACAGAAAGUCUGAAUUUGAUGGCCUUUUGGAUGAUGAAGAAUUACCAGUUCCUGAAUCAAAUGAAGAUUCUUCUCCGACAAACAAUGCAGAUUCGGUCAAUGAGAGUAAUGUGGAAGAAAAUUCAGGAGCACUGAAGAAAGGAUGGGCAAGAACUCGUGGCAAGGUGAGAGGACGCGGUCAAAGCCAUGGUGGGCGAGGGCUGCUUGCCCCGCCUUCACAAUCUGUUUGCUCUCUCCAAUGUGAAGCAUCUGCAAAACAUACCUCAAGGGGUCCAAGAAUGCCUGAUGGGACUAGGGGUUUCACCAUGGGUCGUGGAAAGCCGCUAGGAACUCCAGCUCUGGCUAGUACAAUUUUGGAAUAAAAAGGGUAUUUAUUUUUUUGAUUUUGAUGAAUUAGUUAAGUACUGAGUGGAUUAGUUAUUAUGAAGCUACUGGAGGUUUUGGAAAGCAAUUAGAGAAGCAAGAAUUGGUUAUGGGAGCCAAUAAGUUUUGGCAUGUUAUAUGAUUUUGAGUUCUUUUAGGCAUUAUGGAUGUUUCUUAAUAAUUUUAAGAUUGUAUAGUAUCAGUUUGGUGUGUCUUGUGACAACCAAUGCGGGGAUUGCAAUAUUUUUUUCCUUGCAUGACAUUUUUGAUGGUCCGUGUUGUUCUGGGUUGGAUAUAAUUUGUAUAAACAUUUCCAAUAAUGAAUUUGAGGGAUACAUCUCCCUCUCUCUCUCUC